AUGGCUGAGCCGCGGCAAGUUACGGCCAAGGCGAGAGCGGACCGGACGUACGACACUCCGUUCACUCGGGAAACUGAGCCAUGGGGAGCCAGGACAUUGGUCUCCGUACAGCCGCACCACCCAGACAUCCCGGCAGUAGAUCAUCGCUCAGACGUAAAAUUUAGGCGAAAACAAACAUUGUCGGUCGUGUCGUACAACGUUCUCGCGGACUCCAACAGCGUUCGGGUUAGGAACUGCGCCCCGGCCGUGACCAGUUGGGGUCGCAGGCGAGAGGUUCUGCUCAAGGAAAUCUUCAGCGUUCGGGCGGAUGUGCUAUGCCUCCAAGACGUUGACUGCUUCCACCAAUGGUGGAGUCCACAGUUGACGAGUGCCGGGUACGACAGCCUGUUCAAGCAAAGGACCAGUCGAGCGGCGAUGCACCGGGAAGGUGUCGUAAUUGCGUGGAAGCGCGAUGUGUUUGAUCUCUUUCGGAGCGGGGAGAUGGAGCUCAACAGACUGGGAGAACACGAAGAGGACCGCUCGCUGGCGGGAAAAGCUGCAACGAGUGAUAACGUCGCGCUCAUGACGCUUCUCCGGCCGUGGCAAGACUCCGACCAUCCUUCUGGAGCUUGCAUCGUGUGCACUCAACUCAGCGAGGAGGAGGGGUAUAUUGGCGACGCAAUUCGCGGGCUCCAGGCGCACGGUCUUACGCGCUCCGUCGAAGCCUUCAACUCCGACUUUUCUCUCCCGAUCGUCAUGUGUGGAACAAUGAACUGUGCACCCAGCAGUGGCACGUACGAGAUCCUGUGUCGAGGAAUAGAAGCCCAAGAUCCCGCCCGGCCAGGACCCCCGGGGAAGCCCCUCGUCGAGCCAAUUUCUACGAGCGCCGCAAGGGUCCGAUGGCCCGCACCGUCAGAUGACAGCGAGUCACUCAGCCCUGCCAUCGACACGUACAGGCUGCUGUGGGUCCCCGGGGGCAGCAGGUUCCUGCCAGGGGAGAGCGUGGAUGCGCACGAGGCCGGGUGCGUGGUGUACGACCUCGUCAAGACGGAAAGUGGCCGUGUGAGGUCGGAGCAGAACCCUCUCAGGGCGUUCGUCGUCUCCGGCUUAAGCUCAGGCGUGGCGUACGAGUUCAGGGUAUCCGCCAUCAAUAGUCUUGGUCAGGGGCCCUGGAGCGAACGAUCGGAACCUGUCCGCAUGCCACAGAUGGCUGGAAACGACCCGGUGGAUAAGGUGCUUCUUGGGGCCGCCUCGAUCAAGCUGCUCCGGAAACGAGAGCUCGAAGACGCCCGCCGUAGGGCUGAGGAGAGGCUGGCCGACCCCCGCGCAUACGAGCUGCGGAAGCUGGUCAAGGUCGAAGGGUUGCUAGACUUAGGCAUGGAGAAAAUUCACCCUUUCGGCUCGGUCUCAGGGGUGACGCCGCGGUACACCGAUGCCGCGCUCCACCCAGACUUGGCCAACGUUCGCACCGACACCGGCUUCCCGGUAAUCAAGGCCAUCGAGGAGAGGCGAUUGUCAUCGGGCGCUACUGGCACUACCACGAGGCGGCGAAGACAGCGCAAGGCGAAAAAAACACCAAGAACGGGUAGCCACCAAACACGUUCCGACGACGAGCAAGUCACGAGCAGCUCCACGAAGGGACUACUGGAUGACGACUUGAGUAGUCUAGAAGAUGCCAGUGCAUCCACAACGGGGGGCUUUAGGAAUGGGAGUGGGGAGGGCCGGUCGGACACCAGUGGCGUAGACACUGGGGAGAGUGUGACAAGGCCUACAAAGUCUUUGCUGCCACCGAAAGCAUGUGGCUCUUCCCAGAGAGAGGAAAACAUUCUCCUCCGACUGGAUUCUCUGAACGUGAGCGGGGCACGAAGCGAGCGUCAGAAGCACGCGCUCGGCCUACGGAGCGCCUACAUGACGCACAGCUCCGGUGGGGAGCCGGCCUUCACCAUGCUUUCCGACACCAUGGUAGGCACGGUCGACUACAUAUUUUUCAGCGCGGAUUGUCUGCUGCCAACGCAAGUGCUGUCCAUCCCGGAGAUGGGGAGUCUGGUGCGACGAGACAUCCAGCAGACCGAGUUAUCUCCGGCUCCCGGUCUUUGGGCACCGAGCGAGUGGCAAGGGGAGUGCGGAGAAGAAAGAUACAUGGGAGAAUGGUCACCGUACUUGAGGGAAAACCCGUUGAGAGUCAAACACCGCAUCCCCAACGAGCUAUUCCCGUCCGACCACUUGAUGCUCAUGGCAAACCUGGUGUAUUUCGAGCCGCGAUGCUCUUCCACGUGGCGAUAG
Ectocarpus siliculosus is the source of this 2262-nucleotide messenger RNA. The record is from the annotation of a GenBank genome assembly. NCBI's taxonomy places the organism in Eukaryota, Phaeophyceae, Ectocarpales, Ectocarpaceae.